Messenger RNA from Lotus japonicus, 4066 nucleotides. Its product is annotated as pentatricopeptide repeat-containing protein At5g19020, mitochondrial-like. Lineage: Eukaryota; Viridiplantae; Streptophyta; Magnoliopsida; Fabales; Fabaceae. The record is from RefSeq and is a predicted model, not a curated record. Gene Ontology annotation, biological process: RNA modification. The transcript is spliced from 2 exons. Bases 104 to 2239 code for a protein of 711 amino acids. Gene Ontology annotation, molecular function: RNA binding; protein binding.
ACCAGUAGCCAACAAAACCAGAAAAACAGUACCCAAACACGCCAACAAACCAAACCAGUAUACAAACACUUCAAAUUGAACCGCUAAUGAUCACACACGUCUAAUGUUGGUGUUGAUUUCUGCGAGUUUCAGAUUCAGAAUCGUACAUCGAUCUCUUUCACUCGAGCUACCAAACCCAACUCUACUAAGAUGGGUUUCAAGUUCCAGUUCCAUCAAAGCCCCUUCACUCCUUCAAGACCCACAACACUGCAUUCGCAUUUUCUGCAAUGCCAGGCAACACCAGAACCCUGCAGAGUGCGAGCUUGCAUUGGUUUCCGCACUCAAGUCAUGUUCUUCCAUCUCAUCCCCUUCUCAGGGCCGCCAAAUCCAUUCACUGGCCUUGAAACUUGGAUUCCACUCCAACACCUUCAUUCAAAACAGCUUAAUCAACAUGUAUGCCAAAUGCGGUUCAAUUUCUGAUGCCCGGUUGCUUUUUCAGGCUUGUCCUGUGUUGGACCCUGUAUCCUGUAACAUUAUGAUUUCUGGGUAUGUGAAAGCUGGUCAAUUGGACAAUGCCUGCCAACUGUUUGACAUAAUGCCUGGUAAAGGUUGUGUCUCCUACACAACCAUGAUCAAGGGUCUUGUGCAAAAUGACUGCUUUGGAGAAGCCCUUGAGGUUUUCAAGGACAUGAUGUCUGAUAGUGUGGUCCCUAAUGACUUGACUCUGAUGAAUGUGAUAUCUGCUUGCUCGCGUUUUGGUGAAAUUUGGAACUGUCGAAUGAUUCAUGCCUUGGCGAUUAAAUUGGCCGUUGACGGGUUAGUCCUUGUUUCGACGAAUUUGAUGCAUGCGUACUGCCUUUGCUCAGGCGUAGGGGAAGCGAGAAGGUUGUUUGAUAAGAUGCCUGAGCGGAAUCUAGUUACGUGUAAUGUGAUGUUAAAUGGAUAUUCAAAGACAGGCCUUGUUGACAUGGCGAGGGAGUUGUUUGAGAGAAUUCCUGAUAAAGAUGUGAUUUCUUGGGGCACAAUGAUUGAUAGUUAUACCCAAUUGGAUUGUUUGCGUGAAGCUUUAAUGAUGUAUCGUGCAAUGCUAAGAACUGGACUGGGACCUAAUGAAGUCAUGAUGGUGAAUUUGAUUUCAACAUGCGGUCGUCGGACUGCAAUUGGUGACGGUCGGCAAUUGCAUGGAACAGUUAUUAAGAAAGGCUUUGACUAUAACAAUUUUAUACAGACUACGAUUAUCUCUUUUUAUGCAGCUUGUGGGAUGAUGGACCUUGCCUCUUUGCAAUUUGAAAUGGGUGUAAAGGAUCACCUAGAAUCAUGGAAUGCUCUUGUUGCUGGAUUCAUAAAAUGUGGAAUGACAGACCAGGCGAGGCAAGUCUUUGAUAAGAUGCCUGAAAGAGAUGUGUUUUCGUGGAGUACCAUGAUUUCUGGCUAUGCACAAACCGAACAGCCCAAGAUGGCACUUGAAGUCUUCCAUAAAAUGGUAGCCAGUGGAAUCAAACCAAAUGAAGUCACCAUGGUGAGUGUAUUCUCUGCAAUUGCCACAUUAGGCACAUUGAAGGAAGGAAGGUGGGCCCAUGAUUACAUAAGUAGCGAAUGUAUUCCUUUGAAUGACAAUUUGCGUGCUGCUCUGAUCGAUAUGUAUGCAAAAUGUGGGAGCAUCAACAGCGCCUUACAAUUUUUCAAUCAGAUUCGAGACGAAGUCUCUUCUGUGUCCCCAUGGAAUGCAAUUUUAUGUGGGUUAGCCUCACAUGGAUAUGCAAGUAUGUGCCUAGAGGUGUUUUCUGAUUUGCAUAGGUAUCAUAUUAAACCCAAUCCAAUUACAUUUAUAGGAGUCCUAAGUGCUUGUUGCCAUGCGGGGCUGGUUGAGUCUGGGCGGAGAAUAUUUAAAAGCAUGAAGAGUACAUACAAUGUGGAACCAGAUAUCAAGCAUUAUGGUUGUAUGGUUGAUCUUUUGGGCAGAGCAGGGCUAUUAGAGGAAGCUGAGGAAAUUAUUAGGAGCAUGCCUAUGGAGGCCGACAUUGUGAUAUGGGGAACUUUAUUAGCAGCAUGUAGAACUCAUGGAAAUGUCAAUAUAGGAGAGAGGGCUGCAGAGAGUUUGGCAGGGUUGGCACCAUCUCAUGGUGGAGGUAAAGUACUACUAUCAAACAUAUAUGCAGAUGCAGGAAGGUGGGAAGAUGUAUCACUGGUAAGAAGAGUCAUGCAGGGUCAGAAAAUGGAGAGAAUGCCUGGGUGCAGUGGUGUUAUAAGAUACGCAUAAUAGGAAGAGGCGCCUGUUUCCACAGGUGAAGGGAACAAAAACUGGGUUUUAGUUUGAACAUACAUAGAAUGAUUAAGUUUCUUGUGGUGGUAUAGAUGGGUUGACUGGGGUAGAAAUGGGAUAGUGCUGAAAAAGUCUAGAAAUAAAUCCAAUCAGUAUCCUUUAACAAUUGUCCAUAAUUUGUGUCAAAUGAGAUUCAGCCUACUUAUAGUUCAUUUGAACCUACUACAGAAACUAACCAUCAUCAUGGUAAUUGCAAAAUUCUUCAAUUAUAGUUUUGCUCCAAGGUAUAAAUUAUACGCUACUUAUUGUGUUGUUUGCUUUUUCUCUUUAAAACUAGAAAUAUUGAUAUUUUUAUGGUAAUUUAGUUAACCUAUUGGUUUGUACAUUUAUUUUCAAGAGAACAGGACCUUAUGUUCCUCAGUUUGAUCUUACAAUCCAAUCUUUGGUGAACCUUGACCUGUCAGAGGAAAGAUUGUAAUUAUGAUGAAAACAAUGAUAUGAGCAUGUAAAAGUAGUGGCCCACUUGGCUUUUGAUUCCCCUGGAUUGCAUUAAGAAAAGUUACCAGGAGGGUUUCUACUUUAGCAUGAAUGUUAAAGUCAAUAACGUUCUUUGUUUGUUAUAUUCACCUUAAGUUUACAGAAAAAUAAUUGCAGAAUAGAAGCUAGCUUAAUUUUUGUUUGUUUUUUUUGGGGUAAAAAUUGUCAAUAUCUAACUUUAUGCAUCCCUAGAUUUGCUAAUUUAGCUGUCAGCUGAUUAAUAUUUUGUUGGAUAGUGCGUCAUUUGGGUACGUAGAAUAGUAUGGCUUUUGGCUGUGAGCAUUUUGUAUAUGGGUCUUAUCUCUUUCAUCAAGGUGGAUAGCAUAGAUACUUUGUGCUACUACUUUGGCUUCCUAUGGGCCUAUUCUUGUCAUCGCCUAUAAUACCUCUACCUCCCUGGGUUGGAAAUAUUCUUGUUAUCUUGUACCUUAAAACGUGACUAGCUUUUCUGGAAUUAUGAUUUGAUUGUCUCCCCAUGUUGAAUGUUUAAUUUUAUAUCUUUUCACUAAUUAAAAUUGUUGGUGUCACCAGAUACUGUGACUUUGAGCGUAGGUACUAAACGUAAUUUGCUUUAAACAGAAGCAUGAUUUCUCAACCAUGUUUUCCUUGUUCAACCAGUUUAUAACUUCAAAUCGGUGUUUAUGAAUCCUUUUUUGUCUGAGACCCUCAGUAUCCAGACUUAUUUCAUGACUAGUUUGAGUAGAGCAUGUUAAUCCACCUAAGGGGAUAAAGUUCUCUUGAUGCCUUUUUUUGCUUCCAAUUCAUAAGGUUCAAGACUUCAAGUAUGAAAUUUUGCUGAAGAUUAAACAAACUCUUUCCUUCUCAUACCAUUACGCAGUAGUAUUAGGUGUUUUAUGAAUCCAUUAAUAGCUUGCUCGGUUAUGCGGUCGGAAGCCCUAUAAACACUUGUAAGGAGAAGGAACAAAGUGCAGCUUCUGGUGUUAUCGUGUUUUGGACUGUGUACCAAUAGUCAUUCAAACAUGCUAUAAGUAUAAAGCAUAUGAUAGUUUAACUUUUCAUCCUUUUCUGCUUAUGUAAAUGAAUGCUCUAUUGUCACCUAUACUUCACCUCAGUCUGUUUUUUUCAGGGUGUUUGACUGUGAACUUUGUUCUGGAACUGUUACAUGGUGUUAUAUUUUCCCUCCUAAACUUUCCUGUCAUCCCACAAAAUGUUUAUUCUAAAGUUGUGGGCAUCAUUUACUUGAAAAAGAAAAUUACAUGAGUUCAUGGUGAUCUGUUUCAGAAACUAUUGCCUAUCCAUUUAAUCAAAUUUAUUGAAUACUUGAAG